GAACAAUCAGCAGUCCUUUCAGUUUCAAAUGGCCAAAAGGCAGUAAAGGUUUUCUCAAUGAUAAAUUUCAUAUCCAAAAUUAAGUGUAAUUAACAAACCAACCCAUUCUGGCUCUCUAAAUACCCACAUCAAACCUUCUCUUUUCCUCUCAAGCUAGCUACCUUUGUCUCCAAAGAUGAGUGGUGGAAAUAAUGGAAGUGGUGGGCCUUGUGGCGCCUGCAAGUUUCUGAGGAGAAAGUGCGUGAAAGGGUGCAUAUUUGCACCGUAUUUUGAUUCGGACCAAGGAACGUCUCAUUUUGCAGCGGUGCAUAAGGUUUUUGGUGCCAGUAAUGCUUCCAAGCUGCUCAUGAGGAUACCGGCACACAAGCGUCUUGAUGCUGUGGUCACGCUUUGUUAUGAGGCUUUGGCUAGGGUUAGAGACCCUGUUUAUGGCUGUGUCGCGCACAUCUUUGCCCUCCAACAGCAGGUAGUGAAUUUACAGGCGGAGUUAGCCUACAUCCAGGCCCGGCUUUCUACAUUCCAACGCCUCACACAGCUGCCACAAUGCCCUUCGCCGGCCAAUCUUCAUUCCCCAUCGGAAAUAGCUUCCAACAUAACGUUGCAAUUUGAUCCACUACAACAUCCUUCAACGGACCUGACAAGUUUCUGCAGCCCUCUGGAUCAAGAACUCCUACACAACGAACUCCAAGCUUAUUCCCGGGAGUUUGUCGCCAGAUAUCUACCUGGAGUCAGAUUCCGGCCUUCCAGUUCUGACUAAAAUCUUUAAUCGUCAUUAACCUGGUUAAUUAUGUAGUAUUAUUAUUAAUUAUGAAAUUUAACGAAAAUUGCACUUCCUUAAUGUAGGCCUUUUCUAGUUGUAAGUGCAGGUUUCAUCUUCUGCACCAAGGUCCACGCUUUCUGAAAACAUUUUCAAUUUUUAUCGUGUGAUGAAAUAUUUUUAUUCUGAUGAUAACAUACGGUCAACUAGAGACAACUAUAUAUUAUAAAAAUAUUGGACUGAA
Messenger RNA from Rubroshorea leprosula, 1001 nucleotides. The record is from the annotation of a GenBank genome assembly. NCBI's taxonomy places the organism in Eukaryota, Viridiplantae, Streptophyta, Magnoliopsida, Malvales, Dipterocarpaceae.